GCUGCAAUGGUGGUAAGUGGCGGGGCAGCCGCCGAAGGGAAGACGACAGCUUAUGUGAUUAUAAGUGCAAUAAUGGCUGCGUUUGGAGGUUUAAUGUUUGGUUAUGACAAUGGAAUUGCAGGAGGAGUAACGUCCAUGGAUGACUUCUUGGAGAAAUUCUUUCAUAGUGUAUACGAAAAAAAACUGAGAGCACAUGAGAACAACUACUGCAAAUACGACAAUCAAUUCCUGCAAUUGUUCACUUCGUCCUUGUACAUUUCCGCCCUCGUCUUCAGCUUUGUGGCGUCCUAUCUCUGUAAUAAAUUUGGUCGACGCCUCACCAUGCGCUUAGCUGGUGUCUUCUUUCUCGUCGGUGCUCUUCUAGACGGUUUCGCCGUCAACCUCCCAAUGCUCAUCAUUGGUCGUGUCCUCCUCGGUGCUGGUGUGGGUUCCGCCAAUCAGUCUGUUCCACUGUUCAUAUCGGAAAUCGCUCCAGCCAAUAUCCGAGGGGCGUUGAACAUUCUGUUUCAACUGUGCGUGACUAUAGGAAUCCUGGUAGCGAAUUUAGUGAGCUACUUCGUGUCCAAAAUCCAUCCUUAUGGAUGGAGGAUAGCUCUAGGCCUUGCAGGGGUGCCUGCAGUCAUUCUUCUCCUGGGCUCCUUGGUCAUCACUGACACCCCAACCAGUCUUGUCGAACGUGAGAAGUUCGAAGAAGGGAGAACCACACUCAUGAAGAUCAGAGAUACAGCAAAUGUCGACACGGAAUUCGAUCAGAUCGUUCAUGCCUGCGAGUUGGCUAAACAAGUGAAGGACCCAUAUGGAAAACUCAUGAAACGUCCCAGCCGUCCUCCAUUGGUGAUUUCCGUCUUCAUUCAAAUCUUUCAGCAAUUCACAGGAAUUAACGCAAUCAUGUUCUACGCACCUGUACUUUUCCAAACCGUGGGUUUUAAGAGCGAUGCUUCAUUGCUAUCAGCCGUCAUCACUGGUUUAGUUAAUGUGUUUAGCACUUUGGUUUCUGUCUAUGCCGUUGAUAGGGCUGGAAGAAGGGCUUUGCUCAUUCAAGGAGCCGUUCAGAUGUUCAUCUCCCAGAGUAUUAUUGGGAUUCUUCUAGUGAAGGAUUUAAAGCCCACAGGAUCUUUAGGGCAUACCGAAGCCAUUAUUAUAGUCUUGCUGGUGUGUUUGUUCGUGAUGAGCUUUGCCUGGUCAUGGGGACCCUUGGGUUCGUUGAUUCCUAGUGAAACCUUCCCUGUUCAGACAAGGACAGCAGGAUUUGCUUUUGCUGUGAGCUCUAACAUGCUUUGCACAUGUUAUCCUAUGAGCUAUGCAAGCUGCUGGCAGAAGUUGAUGGAAACUGGGGUGGAGCUAGACCGUGCUGGUUUAUAUGUAAUUACUCAUGAACAUAGUGACGGACGUCCUGUAGAUGACAUUGCAAGAGAUAUAUUUGGUCAUGAUGAGUCAACACUACAAGGGAAUCCCUCUUCUGUAGCAAGUCGUAAUGCUACUUCAUCUCAACAAGGAAAUAUCCAACAAACUCAAAAUUUAGUCAAUCAAGGAGGUGGUAAGACAAUUGCAAAGUUCCCUAAUAGUUUAAAGCUUGGGAGGCACGGACCUAGUCAAGAUCCGAACAAGGAGCAUUCAACUACUAGUCGAGUCUAG
This is a messenger RNA of Telopea speciosissima, 1635 nucleotides long. Its product is annotated as sugar transport protein 8-like. Gene Ontology annotation, cellular component: membrane. Gene Ontology annotation, molecular function: monosaccharide transmembrane transporter activity. Gene Ontology annotation, biological process: monosaccharide transmembrane transport. The transcript has 9 exons. The record is from RefSeq and is a predicted model, not a curated record. Lineage: Eukaryota; Viridiplantae; Streptophyta; Magnoliopsida; Proteales; Proteaceae. The coding region runs from base 7 to 1635 and encodes 542 amino acids.